Messenger RNA from Drosophila navojoa, 1829 nucleotides. RefSeq names its product glycogen synthase kinase 3 beta homolog shaggy (gene sgg). Gene Ontology annotation, cellular component: cytosol; nucleus; cytoplasm. Gene Ontology annotation, biological process: signal transduction; cell differentiation; negative regulation of canonical Wnt signaling pathway. The record is from RefSeq and is a predicted model, not a curated record. NCBI's taxonomy places the organism in Eukaryota, Metazoa, Arthropoda, Insecta, Diptera, Drosophilidae. Gene Ontology annotation, molecular function: protein serine/threonine kinase activity; ATP binding.
UCUCCCUCUUUGCGAUUCGAUCUAAUCCUGCCACAGGCAUGAAACAGUUGAUCGGAAAGUUGAAUGAUUUGUGGCCCGAGCAUAGCGUCGCAUUGUCCAUUCCAAAGGAGGUUGAUAGAAGCAAGGAGAAACUUGAGGGCGCCUGGGAGACAAUAGGUCGCGAUGGUUCCAAAAUUACAACAGUCGUUGCCACGCCUGGCCAAGGCACCGAUCGCGUUCAAGAAGUUUCCUAUACAGACACAAAAGUCAUAGGAAAUGGCAGCUUUGGAGUCGUCUUUCAGGCGAAACUCUGCGAUACCGGCGAAUUGGUUGCAAUCAAAAAAGUUUUACAAGACAGACGAUUUAAGAAUCGUGAGCUGCAAAUAAUGCGCAGAUUGGAGCAUUGUAAUAUCGUUAAACUUUUGUACUUUUUCUAUUCGAGUGGUGAAAAGCGCGAUGAAGUAUUUUUGAAUUUAGUCCUCGAAUAUAUACCAGAAACUGUAUACAAAGUGGCACGUCAAUAUGCCAAAACCAAGCAAACGAUACCAAUCAAUUUUAUUCGGCUCUAUAUGUAUCAAUUGUUUAGAAGCUUGGCAUACAUCCAUUCGCUAGGCAUUUGCCAUCGUGAUAUCAAGCCGCAGAACCUGCUGCUCGACCCCGAAACGGCCGUACUCAAGCUGUGCGAUUUCGGCAGUGCCAAGCAGCUGCUGCACGGUGAGCCGAAUGUCUCGUACAUUUGCUCCCGGUAUUAUCGUGCCCCAGAGCUUAUAUUUGGCGCCAUCAACUAUACAACUAAAAUCGACGUAUGGAGCGCUGGCUGCGUGCUGGCCGAACUAUUGCUGGGACAGCCCAUAUUUCCUGGUGAUUCUGGUGUCGAUCAGCUGGUUGAGGUGAUCAAGGUUUUGGGCACACCGACACGAGAACAAAUACGCGAAAUGAAUCCAAACUAUACGGAAUUCAAAUUUCCGCAGAUUAAAAGUCAUCCAUGGCAGAAAGUUUUCCGUAUACGCACUCCGACAGAAGCUAUCAACUUGGUGUCGCAGCUGCUCGAGUACACGCCCAGCGCCCGCAUUACGCCGCUGAAGGCCUGUGCACACCCGUUCUUUGACGAGCUGCGCAUGGAGGGCAAUCACACCUUGCCCAAUGGCCGCGACAUGCCGCCACUUUUCAACUUCACAGAGCAUGAACUCUCGAUACAGCCUAGCUUAGUGCCACAGUUGUUGCCAAAGCAUCUGCAGAACGCAGCUCACGCAGCCAGUGCUAAUCGCGCCUCGGCUGGCGGACCGACUGGCGCUGCGGCCAGUGGCUCGACCAACGUCUCAUCAGCGGGCAGUGGCACGUCCGGUGAUGGCGCCGCGCAGUCACAGCAACAGCAGCAGCAGGCGCCCGCAUCAGCAGCAGCAGGCACAGGCGCCGGUGGCGCCGCUAACGUUGGCGGCGCCCAGGGAAACAACAGCAGCAGCAGCAACAGUGGCAAUGCAACAACUGGUGCAGCUGCUGCAGGCGCUCCCAAUGCGCAGCAAUCGAAUGCGGCUGCAGCUGGCUCCGGCGGCGGCGGUGGCGGUGGCGCUGCAACAGCUGCCGCUGCAGCCGGCGCGAUUGCCACAAGCAAUGCAGGUGGCACUAACAUAACAGAUUCAUAGGGGCAAUAGCAACAUACGCAAAUAUAUGUACAAUAUAUAUAUCUAUAUCGUAUAUAUCAUAAUUAUGAUAUAUAUGCAUAUAUUUAUAUAAUCAAUCAACACAGUACACAGAAACCUAUACAAACACACACACAUAUAUAUAUACAUACACCCACAACCAUACAUGUUGGAGAGAGUGGGAACACAAAAAUAAGAAAUAUUAAAAAA